Molecule: messenger RNA, 10932 nt
Organism: Gallus gallus (chicken)
Lineage: Eukaryota; Metazoa; Chordata; Aves; Galliformes; Phasianidae
Gene: AKAP11
Product: A-kinase anchoring protein 11
Exons: 12
Coding region: 274-6177 (1967 amino acids)
Biological process (GO): intracellular protein localization
Cellular component (GO): cytoplasm
Molecular function (GO): protein kinase A binding
Source: RefSeq, a predicted model, not a curated record
GCCUGAUUAGUUCCUGAUGAUAGCUAUUGAUGUAACCAGUGUCCCAGAAGAGAGCUCUCCUUCCUCCUCCCGGUGGGACAAAAGCAGAAAAGACAACCACCUGUAGCCAUUCAAGGUCUAUGGCACUUAUCAGAGUGUGUCUAAAUUCUGGCAAUGGUGAGUCCUGUCUGAAUUUUGCACUGGAUGGGUAUUCUCCACCUUAGCAAAAUUCAUCCCAGUUGAGAGGUAUCUUUGAGCUGAUUUGUCUCAUCGAACACUGGGAUUGAUAAAGUCAUGGAUGUCUACACAAGGGCUCAGAGCAGUCGAAUGAAACCGAGAAUAUCAAUGAAAAAGAGCUUUGGUGAAGGCGUGCUCCACUCUAUGAAGUCACUGCUGCACAGCAGAAAAGAGUUAUGCAGUGUAUCAACAGAAGAAUGUUUAAAUCAGGAAGAACAAGAUAAUUUUAUUGAGAUUACAUUCAUAGGUUUUGCUGAAGAGAUGGGUACUGCUCGUUUGCAGGAGCUGUCAGCUGCUUCUGUAGAACUUCCAGAUGUUCUGAAAUCGCUUCAGUUGUGCAAACUAAAAGAAAAUGAGGUUAUUUUUUUAAAAGAUGUGAAGAAAACCUUGACAAAACCCUGUACCAUGAAAAACCAGAACCAACUUCCUGAAGUGCUUUGUGUGAUGCGACUGGCUCCUUCAUUCCCAAAGAUCAAAGUGGAUUAUGUAUUUACUUUGCUAAGCAAGUAUACCAUGGGUGUAAGACACACAGUUGAAAUAAACUCACUGCAGAAACAUCGAACAGAGGCAUCCCGGGCAGAAGAUGAUGACACUAAUCAGUCAGUUUCUUCAAUUGAAGAUGAUUUCGUCACUGCUUUUGAGCAGUUAGAUGAAGAUGAGCCUUCAAAGAUGCAAAGUGUUGGGGCUUGCAGCUCUACUUCUCGAAGCCAUCGAGAUGCUGCUUCACAGACCAUCCCCGGUCAAUGUACAGAAGCUGUGGACUCGAAGAUUCGUUUGGGUUCUGGAUGUCAAAAGUCAUCAUCUGCUAGAUCUUCUGCUUUGUUUGAUGUUUUGAGACUUAAGGAACUGUCCUCAGUAAAAAAUUCAGUUACAACUUCAAUUUCUGAUCCUUGGAUACAAAGGAGUUUCUAUAAGCCAUAUAACCCUUCUGAUCAAAGUGUUAAUUUUUUAUGUAAAACGCUGUUUUCCUCCUCUCCAGCUGAAUCUUCUGAGUCAAAUUGUUCCAGUCCAAGCCCCAUUAUCUUCUUAGAUGAAGAAGGCUAUCAGAAAAGCUUGAAGGCAAAGCUCCAGCUGCCAAAAAUUCCAGUGGUGAAAGACGGCAUUGAGGAUUCAGACUCAGAAGUUAGUGAAUUUUUUGAUAGUUUUGAUCAGUUUGAUGAACUAGAACAAACCCUAGAAAAAUCUGUUAAAGUUAUUAGGGAUCCCAUCUUAGGGAAUCCCUCCCAGAAAAGGAGGACUGCCCAUGAACAUUUGUGUUCUGCAAACGUUACAAUGAAUCCUCAGAAAUUUAAGUUUGAUCGUCCUACUCUUCCAGCCAAUGUAAAGAAGCCAACUCCUCGUAAACCAGAAUCACCAUAUAGCAGUGUCUUUGAAGUCCCAGAUUCCCCUCGCCCAGUUAAAACAUCAGGGGAAGAGAAUGGAGGCUUAUUCAGCCCUAUUAGGUCAUCGGCAUUCAGUCCGCUAGGGGGCUGUGGUUCUUCUGAAUGUUUAUGUCGUAUCAGUCUUGGUGGAGAUGAGACAAGUCAAAACCACCAUGAUGCACUUUAUAACACUUAUUCAGAAUAUGCUGAUAGUGUUUCAUUUGAAAUAUUGGGUUCUGUUUUUCAAUCUGACUCUUCAUCAGAACUUGGAGGAAAUGACUCCAAAUGCAAAAGGAUUGCUUUGAAAGAAGAAAAAGAUCAAGCUGCAGAUCUCAGAAAGAAAACUGGCAAGGAGCCAGAUAAACAAGCAAAAUCUCAACAUAAGUCAUCAAUGAUUAGAGAUAGCAUUCAAAAAUUUGCAACUGACUUGGUUGAAAAAAGUUUGGGCAGUGCUUUUAAGGACCUGCAAAAAGGUGUUUCUUCAUGUACCAAUGCACUUUGUCAUUUGGCUGCUAGGUUGACAUCUUCAGUCUUUCAAAUGGCUUUCUAUGAAAUUGGAAGACGUAGAGCAAUCUCCCUGAAGCAGCGUGCUAUUAAUGGGCUAGCAAGCUUUUUGGUGAGUGAAGCUAUAACUGGUGCUUUGAAAGAACUGCGACAAGUAAAGAAACAAAUAUUUACCAAUACUGUUGCUAGAUUUGCGGCAGACCUUGCUGAAGAACUUGUGUUUGAAGGAAUCAUGGAAGUAUGCCAGUUUUCCUAUCCAUCGACACCUACAGCAGCACAGCUUUCUUCAUUUUAUUACGAAGACAAAGUGGUAAGAUCCUAUGCCAGAGAUCUGUCUGAGUCUGUCAUUCAAGAGGCUUUUAUUGAACUAUCUCAGGUUGAUGUCACCUUCACAACACAAGCAGCCAUUAGUGUUUCUAUGGACAAUGUUAAAUACGUGAGUGCAGAAAGUAUGCUAGAAUCAACACAGACUUCCACAGUUUUUCCUAAUUUUAAUGAUAGGGUAGGGCAGAAUCCAAUCCAAGAUUGCAAGAAGGAAUAUACAGUACAUCAAGCUCUAUUUUGUACCUCUGGUGUUGUAAGUUCAAUACCUGUUCCUUUAGCUGGAAGAGCUCUUUGUCAAUAUCAGGCUUCCUCUGAUGCUUGUAAAACAAAAGUAUGCGCUGCUCCAAAUUCUGAUGACAGUAUGAAAGUAUACAAAGACUGCAGUCAUACAUUUUUCACAAGCAGAAAAGGAGAGGAGGAAGUCUCUUCUUUCAGAAACAUAUACCUAACUUCAGAUCACAGUCAAAGUGCUGAAAAUGAUCCAUCACUCUUACAUAACCAGAAUGAUCCCAAACAAACAAUUAACAGAUCUGGAAUGAGGAGUAACUCAGAAUUAACAAAUGGGUCAAAAAACAUUAAUAGUUUCUCCGGAACUAUGGUAGACAUGAUAGUAAAUGAAGCUUAUGAAGCCAUAUCCUCAUCUAGAAUAACAAAAGCUGUGGAAGAGUAUACAGAGCUUUUAACAAGAAAAGUAGUAGAUAGGAAACCUUAUGUGCAAUAUAGCGGUGAAGAUUUCCCCAAGAAUGUGUUUGCGGAUCACCUGGCCAAGUAUAUCCUAAAACAAUCUGUGGAUGAAAGUAAAACUGUGUUACGCAACACUAGUGAAAAUUUAUUAUGUAAUGUAGGCUCACAGACUCAUGCAGCUAUCAGUGGAAGAGAGCAAUGUGUAAUAAAGAAGCAAGAGGCUGAGAAGCAAAGUAAUGUUUCUGUAAUUGUUGAACAACAGAUGCCUUUGAAUAAUCCAUGUAAAUUGCUUGCUCCAACUAAUUCCGUUCAGUGUUUUUCAGAAUCUAGAGAUUGUUGGCAGGAACAAAAAGGAUACAGAUUUUCUUCAAAAUCACCACCACCUUGCUCCACUGGGACUUUAGCUAGGCGUGUUUUAGAGAACACGACUGACACAGGAAGCUGCUCAAUGACAUACUUAAACAAGCCCUCAAAAAAACAUGAUAGUCAAAAAGCAUCAUCAGGACCUUUGACUUACAGGCAAGCUGAUUGUUUUCUGCACGCAAAUAGCUUUUCUUCAGCAAUGUCUGGCAGUGAAGAUGCUUUGCAGAUGGUUGAUAAAUCAAGUAUAAAAGAUGGAAAUAACAGUGUAACACCUGACACACCCCCACCAACUCCUUUAGUACCCUGUCAAGCUAGUUCUGAAAGAAACCUAAGAAAACUGUCUAAGAAACUCAAGGGAGAAUUAGCAAAGGAAUUUGCUCCUGCAACACCACCGUCCACACCUUACAAUCCAUCUGUUACAGGCUCAUCUGAAAUUGAACAUGACUCUUUGGAUAAUGAGGAAUUUAUGCUGAAGCUCAUGCGAUCACUUUCUGAAGAAGUUCAAAGUAGUGAGGAUGAAGAUCAUUCUGAAAUGAUCGUUGAGAAGGAGGAACAUUCAGAAAAAACUGUUCAGUAUGCAGAUUACUUAUCUAGUCAUAUCAUUUCAAUAGCAACUGAAAUGGCGGCUUCCCAUUUAGAUGCUAAAACAAACGAAAGAGAAGCUGAUAGACAGGUUUGGUUGAGUACACACAACCAAAAUUGUGGGUAUGCUGCAUCUGUAAGUACCCCAGAAGAGACAUGCAGUUCUUUAUGGAAUUAUGCAGGUGACGUGGCAGGAAAAGUCAUCAAUGAAGCCAAAAAAAUGAUGAAAUCGAGGCAUUGUAAACUGUUGAAGUUGAAACGUGUUAACUGCCAAGUGGAUUGCCUUUAUCUGAGAAAAGGUGAUAAAGAUCAUAGUUCAAAGGAGGAAUGUGGCCCAGUGCAGGACCAGUGUCCUAGUGAGAGAGAUUCGUCUGUACUUUCUUUACCACAAGGUUCAGGCUCAAUGGGUUUGACUUCCAAGUACCCUAGCUGUGAAAGUGUGACUGAUGAAUAUGCAGAUCAUAUUAUUCAUGUUUUGAAAAGAGAAGGUGGUAACGCCGAACUGUUAAUGGAUCAGUAUGCCAGCAGGCUUGCUUACAGGUCUAUCAAAUCAGGCCUACGGCAAGCUGCUAGGAAAACUAAAUUGAGAUGCAGCAGAAAGAUAUUUCCUGGGCAAAGCUCACCGAUGAAUGGUAAACUAGAACUGAUAAAAACAGUGAAUAAAGAUGCAGUACAGCAAGUUAAAAGCAGCGUUCAUCACUGUGCAGACCAAACUCAUGAAAGAAGUAUCAGCACACAGAGAACAGAAUGCAUGGAAUUGUUGCACUUUUCAGAAUCCCUUGCUUGCAGCAUAACACGUGAUGUCAGAAAGAAAUUGAGACUAUCGGGAGCAUGUUUGCCAAAAUCUCUGACAGAUUCUUGUCUAUAUAAAAAGACCGAAUUUGAGGAAAUUGCAGGGGAUCUUAUUAAAACAAGAUUUCCUAGGACACUUCUACCUUUCUCCCCAAAUCAUAAACUGUAUCAUAGCACGGGAAGUUUGAAUGAAAAUGGUUACAGUGAAAGCAUAAUUCAAGCUAUAGAACAGUAUGCUAGAAAAGUAGCAGAUGAUACCCUAGAAAUGGGUUUGGAAUCUGCUGGUCUCCAGGUUGCUGAAAACAGAAAAAAUGGGGAUAGGCUUUCGUAUACUGAGAAACUGUCUCCUUUUUCUGGAACUGUCUGUAGAUGCUGCAGUAUGAAGGAACAUCAGUACUGUACAGAAAGUGUAUCUCAUCACUUACCUCUGCAAGACUCCUCUAUUCCAGUGAGGCAUUUUCUUCAUUCUAGGUUGGACAGUGUCUGCCAAAAACCAAGAAUCUUUCAGCUUGAUAUUCCUAAAAUUCAUGUUGAUGUAGAGCAGAAGACAAUGUUGUCUGACAAAGUGGUUGCUGCGCCUGUCGAAAAAGCAGAGGGAGAGCUGAGUUAUGCAAGUGUGGCAGCUGACAGUGGUAUUGGACAAGAUGGAGUCAGUUUUGCUGAAAGCCUUACUACUGAAAUAAUGACAUCAGCUAUGACUAAUAUCAGUCAGGCAGUUAAUAUAAGCACUGUUGGAAGAGAAGGAUUUCACUCUGUUGAAUCUGUUGUUAGCCAGCAGAUGAGCCUUAGUAUUGGUGAUGAUAGCACUGGCAGCUGGUCAAAUCUAAGUUUUGAAGAUGAACAUCCUGAUGAGAGCAGCAGUUUUCUUCAUCUCAGUGACAGUUCAGCUGUGUUCUCUUCUUCUCCUGGCAGUAAUGGUAACAGCAGUAGCUGGAGCAGUCUUGGUUUAGAAGGGGAUAUGUAUGAGGAGAAUUUAUCCUUUCCAACAUCAGACAGUGAUGGAACAGAAGAUAAAGAUGAGGACUGCAAAGAUGCUGUAGAAGGUUUGGAGCGUGUAAAAAAGACUUUAGCCAUAUUGAAUAUUGACCUGGAACCAAAUCUAGUGGACCCCCAGCUCAGAGCAGCACUCCAGUGGCUAGCAGCUUCUGAAACAGAGGUGUCUGGUCUGUACUUCCAUGACACUGCUGCAAGGGAAUUCGUCUUACUUUCCAGAAGACUGCGAGAAAGAGAUUGGAAAGUGGGAGAUCUCUUACAAGCAGUGUUGAAGUACUGUGAAAUGCUAGAGAAGGCAUCCGAUGGAGAACAAGCCCUUAACAAGUCUUUGGUUGGGUGGCUUCUGGAUGAUGUCUGAAGAAGUCCAAAGAUGCAACACUCUUCACUUCAUUCCUCUUUCAAAAGGAGAUAGGAAGAACGUAGAUAUAUAAUGUAAAAUUCAAUUAAUGAAUGUUCAAGUAAUUGUCAGCAUUUAAAAGACUGAGGUGAAAGUCAAAGUAUCUGUGCUGUGCUUUGUGAUGCUGUGCACAUGGUAUGUUUAUUCAGUCCAUAAUCAACGUUGUCCACCCAUGCAUAACUUGUAUUUACUACUGUGUUCAGACUGUUGAGAUAGUUAUGAACAAGUACCUUGUCUGUGAUGGUAGUUCAGAGGAGACAGUCUCAGGCAGGAUAGUGAGGAUUCCCACUGCACCAGGAUUGCUCUUUCCCAUUUGUGCCUGUUCUGUAUUCAUGGUGGGACUAUGAACACUUAUGUUUUGGAAAAACCUGUUCUCAUAGUCUGCAACAGGAUUUUCCAGAAGAGUUAUCAGUCUUAGCCAGGUGUUAUGUGCACAAGGGUAGAAAUAUCAGGAGGAAAAUGGACUUGCCCAGGCAGACCCUUAGUGAAGCCUGCCUUCAUAGCUACCUUUCUCAAUUUGAAUUUUCGAAGAUCUGAGAAUCUGCUUUGAGGUGCAAAUACUUGUUCCCUUUUGUUGAUUAUAGAGCUGGUAAGUUCUGGUAGAAGGACAGACUGGGCAGCUGAGCAUAACUACUUAAAAACUUAAGCAAAAUUUCCUGAAGUUUGCCAGUCAAGUUUAAAUUGCUAAAUUUCUUACUGAAAUUUCGUGUAUCAAAAUACUUGUUUAACAUUGAUUUUAUGUCUGAAGAAUUUGUAUGAUAGUCUUUGUUAUGGUUUAAUUCCAGCAGCAGGUCAGCACCACACAGCUACUUGCUCAGUGCCCCUCACAGUGUGAUGACAAAGAGAAUUGGAAAGGUGGAAGUGUGAGAACUCGUGGCUUGAGAUAAAAACAGCUGCAGCAAAAGCUGUACUUGCAAGCAAAGCAAAAUGAGGACUCCCUCAUAUGUAAUGGGUGCUUGGGAAGGCAACCACCGUGACUCCAAUUGCCACCCUCCCUGCCACUCCAUCUUUUAUUGCAUAACACCACAUGGUGUGGAAUAUCUCUUUGGUUAAUCUGUGUCAGCUGUCCUGGCUAUGUCCCUGAUCGGCAUCUUGUGCCCCUCAGCUCCUCACUGUCAGGUCAUCCUGAGAAGCUGAAAUGGCCACGGCUCUGUUAGAACUGCUCUGCAGCAACUAAAAUAUCAAUGUGUUAUCAAUGUUAUUUUCAUCUAAGUCCAAAACAUAGCACCAUACAAACCUCUGUGAAGAAAAUUAAUUCAAACCAAAGCUGGGAGAGUCUCACAUACAAAGUAGCAAAUGGAAUCUUUUUUCUCUGAGAAUUGUGGCCAUCUUUUUGACCAGUCUAAUUCUUUACUUCUUACCUUCCAUACAUGAGUUUUCUUUUCAGUAAUAAAGAGAAUUUUGUUACUUGCUGAGCACUUAAGUGUUAGCAAGGAAAGCUAAUUAAAAUAUAAAGGAGAAAUUUAUUGCAAAUUGAUUUUUCAUCUUUCUUAACUACCUUUGCUGAAUAUUUUUAAAGGCACUUUUAAUCAAGUCUUUUUAGCAAUCUAAUCAUGUUUCUUACCAGUACUGCUGACUUGCCUUUCUGUCUGAAGGAAAGUCUGGAUCUUUACGUAUCCUGUUGUUUGAGAAUGCUUUUGGGGUUUGCUUUUUUGUUUUUAUGCAUUCUUUUUUAGAAAAAGGCACUUGCUAGUAAUUGCAAGGCUGCCACCUCAAGAUUCGUAUCGCUUGAAAGCGAAUCGUGGUGUUUCACUUAGUUUGGGUGAACAGAAGAAUCUUAGUGGCUUCGUCAUGGAAAAAUACACUGUUGGUAUGUUAUGCAUUUCAGGGUGUGAUCCCAGAUGAAAAGAAAUAGAUGUCUUUAAAUCUUUUCACGAGUUAUAGUGCAAUAUGUACAAUUCUGAUUCCUUGUGUCCUAAAUUACUAUAAAGUGUCACACUGGUAAGAGCACUUUCUUGCAAUGUCUUUGUGUGUCAGGAAGGCAUUCCACUAAUCAGUGUAGGUCUUUUUACAGAGACCUGGUUGAUUUUAGUUUUCAUUUAUAAUCUGGUUUUCAAAAGGGACCCUGUCUUGGAUCUCAAAGUUUACCUUUCAAACUGAGUUAGGUUUAUAUAUGCAAAUGUGUGUUCACACAUGUGCAUGCACACACAAGUAGGUAUGUUGAUGUAUCUAUAUUAUGUAUUAGAUGUCACCUAUAUGAAUUUACAACAUAAAUUUUUAUUGCUAACUUAAAUUGUGUUAUUCUCAUAGUUUAUUACCUCACGUAACGUAUCAUUUCGCUGAUUGAAAGAUCUGUAUAUGCCGUAUGACAAAGACCAAAAAAACACUACAGGCUCUUUUGCUCCUUUGUAGGUAAUACAGUGCUAAGUUACAGGAAUCAGCUUUCUCUAGAGCACAAAGAGGGAGAAAAAGCUAUUAUAAUUUCUUUAUGUGGAAGAUGGGUCUAGUAAUGAAUAAAUGUGAAGGGACAUACAAAUUUUUCUUUCUGUAUUUGUUUUCUCCCUCUCCCCCCCAUUUUCCUUUUUUUUUUUUUUUUUUCCUCCAGUCUUUGGGAAUGUUGACUUUCAGCUUCAUUCCAGACAAAAAUUUUGAACCGUUCUCUGGCCGUAACAUCUUCCUUUCAACAAAGCAGUAAUGAACUUGAAUAAAUUUAACUGCGAAAUCAAGAUGUCAAGAAAAUAAAACACAAAAACCAAUGCCUGAGAACUAACUUUUGCUCUGGCUUUUGGUAUUCCCAUUGAAGUGAAUUUUCAGAAGAUGAGGAUACAGUAAUGCUAGUACAGUGUUUCAGCACAUGUAAAACCAUGCUGAAAAUGAUACAACAUUGAAGAUGUUGUACAUGUGCAGACCUGUGGGUAGACUUCAACACACAAAACAGGAAAAAAAAAAUCCAGGAAAACAGGAAACUCAUCUAUCUGGUAUGUUGGAUUUUAUAAAAUCGAUGAUUUUUUAAAAUUUUUUUAAAUUAAAAAUUAAAAGUUUGUGCAACUCCCAAAGCUUUCAGCUAUUCAAGAAGUGAAGUGAACUGUAGUUGUGCUAUAAACGAAGUCUUUCUUUCAAAGUGGAUCAGAUACAUUGCAUUACUCCAUUGACUGAUGUUAAGGAUGAUGUUGAUUUAUUAAUCUGCAAGGAGAGGAACAAUUUCCAAAUUAACGCAAGGAAAGAAGUUACAAAAUACUUCAUUUUUACUUAAAAAAAGUAAAACCACAGUUUUCUACACAAAUUGUUUUGAACCUGUGUUCUGGAUGCUCGGUUCUUACUGAAAUUGGAAUCAAACCAGCCUUACAAAAUUAUUAUUAUUUAACCAUUUUAGUAGCUGUUGCAGAAUUCUUCCUUUGAUUAUAUCUAACUGGUGCUGUCUGUUACAUUAGUGACAUAGCUGUUCUUUUCUGCAGCGAGUCUUAUAUAAUGCUACUACUGAGUUUGUUUAAAACUCCUGACCACAAAUACGGAAGUGUAAGUGAAAGCUGUAACAAUAUGGAGGACUGCAUUUUGGUCCGUUUAAAGCAGACAAAUGUGCUUAUAAACAUGCAGUGAAAUACAGUUUGUUUCAUCUUGCACAUUUUUCUGCAUGGAAAACUCGACUUGGUAAUGUGAUUUUAAAUUGAAGAAAAUAUAUACCAUGAUGUCACCAUUCCAGAAAGCACCCUCUCUUAAACACUGCAUAAAUACAUUUGGUGUUCUGAACAAUAGAAGUGUUUUGAUGUUCUGUAAGAUACUGUAGGAAAAAAAAAAAAGUGCUUUGAAAACAGUCCCUCUAUAAAUUACCAAUUAGAAGUGGCUGUAUUUAAAACAAAUGUAAACAUUUAGAGCAGGGUACAUAAAUAAUACAUAAGCACGCAUAACAACCAAACCCGUAUGCUAAAAUUAAAGAAGAUCUACUGUUUCAAAAUGAGGAUGUGAAAAAUGAGUCAGUGCCACGUACUUGAAUGCGAUUUGCAUAGUAUUUUUCUUCUCAAGUUUAAAAUGACUGUGUAAACUUUUUUUUUUUAAGAAAAAAAACCAAAAACAUGAACCUAACAACCCACAUUCCGAGACUGAUUAGGUCUCCCCAACAUGGUACCAGAUUUUAAACGUAACGUUUUCUAAUGUUGCUUUAUCUAGGACCUUUUCUAUUAAGAGUCACAUCCUGUUGGAGAUGGGAACACAGUAGAUACUAAACACAGUCACCAGCGAAAAAAAAAUAGCUUUGCAGAGGUGAUUUGCAAAGAAAAAGACAAGAUUUGGGACUGAUUUUAGCGUAAGAAUUAGUUUCAACAAGAGCCACUACUGUCAUGCAUUUGACUGUCAAAUACUUUAGCUCUGAAGAGACAAGUACAGAGCCCAGCCACUGUAGUCACUUUAUUUUAUACCAUCUUUGUACAUUCCUGUUGUAUAGCUGGAGUUGUAGCUUUAGAGGGUCUUUUGUUCCGUUGUAAUGUCUGAAUAGUAUUUAAUACUAAAAUUUAUUAUAAUUUGCUGGAACUGCUGCUUAUUUGUGCAGUGUUAAGAUAAUUCACAGCCCAGUUAGUGAUGCAGUUGUAUACCAAAAGCAGUUUGAAUAACUAUAGAUGUUUAUGUAACUGUACUCAAUGAAUAUGAAGGUCUCGUAUAAUGGUGAUGAGUUUUGCCAUUUUAAUAAUUUAACUAUAUUCAGUUUUCAGAUGAUAAACUCCAGGUUGCACUAAAUUUGUCCUUGUUUUAGCAGUGGCUUAAAAUAAAACACAUUUCACUGGC